AUGUCCCGCCCCAACUACGCCGACAUCGAGCGCGGCAACUUCUCCGACGACUCGCUCGGGUCGCCGGACGAGGCGCCUUCCAGCGUGCUGGCCGCCAAAGACGACGACUACACUUUUGGCCACAAACCCCGCAAACGGAAGGCCAAGGCGCCGGCGGCCGCGGCACGUGCUGCCGGGCCCGCGGCUGCCAAACGGGGCGCGCCCAUGGCCGCGGCGACGGGCGCAGCCGCGGCCUCGCACAUCGCCGCCAGUCUCUCCGACGAGGAGUUCCAUGAGGACGAGUUGCUCGAGGUGACGCCCGAAAUGCCCGCGGACUACGUGCCCGACGCGGUGCUGCGCGUGUUCGGGCGCCUGGACUUCCUGUACUUGAAGUUGAAGCCGGACCACUUCUCGCGGCCCGUGUGGAUCUCGCCCAUGGACGGGCGCAUCAUCCUCGAGUCGUUCUCGCCGUUGGCCGAGCAGGCGCAGGACUUCUUGAUCACCGUGGCCGAGCCGCGCUCGCGGCCCUCGCACAUCCACGAGUACGCCAUCACCACGUACUCGCUCUACGCGGCCGUGUCCGUGGGCUUGGAGACGGACGACAUUGUCCUGGUGUUGACGCGCCUCUCCAAGACGCCCAUCCCGGACUCGUUCCUCCAGUUCAUCCGCGACGCCACGGAGAAGUUCGGCAAGGUCAAGCUCGUGUUGAAGCACAACAAGUACUACGUGGAGAGCACGCACGCGGAGACGCUCCAGACGCUCCUCCAGGACCCGGUGAUUGGGCCGUUGCGCGUGCCUGCCGGGCCGGGCCCGGCGCCGGGGCGCCACGACGACGUGUUUGCCGCGGUCGUGGGCCCCCCGGACGCCGCCAACAUCAACGCCAACGGCAACAUCAACGGCAACAUCCAUGGCAGCGCCACUGCCACCACCGCCACUGCCACCGCCACCACCAUCAACACCAACGCCGACGACGACGACGACGACGACGCGUUGGACGUGGUGCACUCGUUCGAAAUCUUGAGCGACUCCGUGGAGAUCGUCAAGAAGCGCUGCCACGAGAUCGACUACCCCGUGUUGGAGGAGUACGACUUCCGCAACGACCACCUCAACGCCACGCUCGACAUCGACUUGAAGCCGUCCACGCAGAUCCGCCCGUACCAGGAAAAGUCCUUGGCCAAGAUGUUCGGCAACGGCCGCGCGCGCCUGGGCGUGAUUGUGUUGCCGUGCGGCGCCGGCAAGACCUUGGUGGGCAUCACCGCCGCGUGCACCAUCAAGAAGUCCGUGAUCGUGCUCUGCACGUCCUCGGUGUCCGUCAUGCAGUGGCGCCAGCAGUUCCUCCAGUGGUGCACCAUCCAGCCCGAGAACGUGGCCGUGUUCACCUCCGAAAACAAGGAGAUGUUCUCCAGCCAGGCCGGCUUGGUGGUCUCCACCUACUCCAUGGUGGCCAACACGCGCAACCGCUCCCACGACUCGCAGAAGGUCAUGGACUUCUUGACCGGCCGCGAGUGGGGCUUCAUCAUCUUGGACGAGGUGCACGUGGUGCCCGCCGCCAUGUUCCGCAGGGUCGUCAGCACCAUUGCCGCACACGCCAAGCUCGGCCUCACCGCCACCUUGGUGCGCGAGGACGAGAAGAUCUACGACUUGAACUUCUUGAUCGGGCCCAAGCUCUACGAGGCAAACUGGAUGGAGCUAGCCCAGAAGGGCCACAUUGCCAACGUCCAGUGCGCCGAGGUCUGGUGCCCGAUGACCGCAGAGUUCUACCAGGAGUACUUGCGCGAGACCGCGCGGAAGCGAAUGCUCUUGUACAUCAUGAACCCCACCAAGUUCCAGGCCUGCCAGUUCUUGAUCCACUAUCACGAGAAGAGGGGCGACAAGAUCAUCGUGUUCAGUGACAACGUCUACGCGUUGCAGGAAUACGCCUUGAAGUUGGGCAAGCCGUUCAUCUACGGCCUGACCCCGCAGCAGGAGCGCAUGACCAUCUUGCAGAACUUCCAGCACAACGACCAGGUCAACACCAUCUUCUUGUCCAAGGUCGGUGACACGUCCAUCGACUUGCCGGAGGCAACGUGCUUGAUCCAGAUCUCCUCCCAUUACGGCUCCAGAAGACAAGAGGCCCAACGCUUGGGCCGCAUCUUGCGUGCGAAAAGACGUAACGACGAGGGCUUCAACGCUUUCUUCUACUCGUUGGUCUCAAAGGACACCCAGGAGAUGUACUACUCCACCAAAAGGCAGGCAUUUUUGGUUGAUCAAGGUUACGCCUUCAAGGUGAUCACCCACCUCAGUGGCAUGGAGCAGUUGCCGGACCUCGCAUACGCCUCGGCAAGAGAGCGGAGAGAGCUUCUCCAGCAGGUUCUCUUGAAGAAUGAAGAUGCCGCGGGCGUGGAAGUCGGUGACGAUGAGGGCACCAAUUUCAUGGGAAGAAAUAGACUCAAGUACGAGGGCAGCAAUGCUUCGCGAACCGCAGGCUCGCUCGCCGGUUUGGCCGGUGGCGAAGACAUGGCCUACAUUGAGUACAGCAAGAACAAAAACAAGGAGCUCAAGGAGCAUCACCCCUUGAUUCAGAAAAUGUACUACAAGAAGAAAAAGUAG
Molecule: messenger RNA, 2568 nt
Organism: Metschnikowia bicuspidata var. bicuspidata NRRL YB-4993
Lineage: Eukaryota; Fungi; Ascomycota; Pichiomycetes; Serinales; Metschnikowiaceae
Product: TFIIH/NER complex ATPase/helicase subunit
Exons: 2
Coding region: 1-2568 (855 amino acids)
Biological process (GO): transcription initiation at RNA polymerase II promoter; nucleotide-excision repair
Cellular component (GO): transcription preinitiation complex; nucleotide-excision repair factor 3 complex; transcription factor TFIIH holo complex
Molecular function (GO): 3'-5' DNA helicase activity; hydrolase activity; DNA binding
Source: RefSeq, a predicted model, not a curated record